AUAGCGAAAGACCCAGCUGGUGGCAAGAUUGCAGAUGUUGAAAAAGGAGAAGCCAGAGUAAGUAAUGGUUCGAGCCAUUUUCAAUUUCAGAACAUAGAUCUACAACGUGCUUCCAGCAAAGGCUCUGUACUUUCUUCUGCCGGAAAGAGUAAUGAAAAUGGUUUAAUGGAGUGUCCAUUAUGCUUUGCUGAAUUACCAAUGGAAUUUUUUCCUAUUGUUCAGUCUUGUCAUCAUCGCAGUUGUUAUGAUUGUUAUCAACAAUAUCUCAAAGUUGAAAUUUCUGAAUCUAGAGUUAAUAUAGCAUGUCCUGAAUGCUCAGAACCACUACAUCCAAAUGACAUUCGAAUGAUUUUAAAUGAUCAAACACAAUUGGAAAAAUAUGAAGAUUUUAUGGUACGACGAGUUCUUGCUGUGGAACCUGAUGCAAGAUGGUGUCCUGCUCCAAAUUGUAGCUUUGCAGUUAUUGCUAGUGGCUGUGCUUCUUGCCCAAAAUUACGUUGUGAACGACCAGGAUGCGAUUCCUAUUUUUGUUAUCACUGUAAAGCACGUUGGCACCCUAAUCAGACAUGUGAUGCUGCCAGAGCCCAACGUACUCAAUAUUAUGAACGUAGUUCAUCUCUGAGUUUUAGUCAGAGUGAUUCACAACAUAAAGAUGAUGUCAAACCGUGUCCAAGAUGUCAAGUCCUUAUUGUUAAAAUGGACGAUGGAAGUUGCAAUCACAUAAUUUGUGCUGUUUGUAGUGCUGAAUUUUGUUGGUUAUGCAUGAAAGAAAUCAGUGACCUUCAUUAUUUAAGUCCUUCUGGUUGUACCUUUUGGGGUAAAAAGCCAUGGUCUAGGAAAAAGAAAAUACUCUGGCAACUUGGAACUUUAGUGGGAGCACCAGUUGGAAUUGGUCUUGCUGCUGGAAUAGCUGUACCUGCUAUGAUUAUAGGUAUUCCAGUAUGGGUAGGAAAGGAACUGUAUACAAGAUAUGAAAAAGAUAACAAACAUAAGAGGAAUGCUUUUAUUGUUGGAGGAGUAACUGCAUCCGUCUUGGUAUCGCCCAUAUUAGCAGGCUUAGCCGUUGGUAUUGGUGUACCCAUUUUAUUAUUUUAUGUUUAUGGCGUAGUUCCUGUGUCCCUUUGUCGAAGCGGAGGUUGUGGCGUUUCUACGAAUGGUACGGGGGUGAGAUUUGAUUUCGAUGACGAAAAUGAGCUUAUGGGUUCUCUGAGCGCCCGAAAUGGUGGAGAUGCAGCAUCGAUAGAUGUUGCAAGUCAUCGAGGUGGUAACCCUUCGAUUGGAGAAGUUUCACUUUCGUUAGGUAGUGGGAGUCAGUUGGAAAAAUUAGGUCGUGAAAACGAUCGCGAGAGUGCCAGUAAUGUAGCUGUUGCUGGUACCAGCCUCGCAGGAAGUAUAGCUUCUAGUGUUCUUCCGGGAGGUCAGAGAUUGGAAGUUCAAGCAGAUGUAACGCCCACUCAACGAUUCAGUUUAUGUAGCGAAACAGCAUCGGCUGCAACCAGUUUAUCAGAGAAAUCUGUAAACGCAUCUAUUGCUUUGGAUGAUGGCGCAGCUUCUACGAGAGCUCUAGCAGGCUCUGUUUUAAAUUUUAAAAUGGAUGGAAGUUCGAUUAGUGGCGGCAGAAGUACCGAAGGAGAACAAGGAACAGGCUCUGUUGCAGGAGGUCACAUGGACUCAGCAGGUCAAGCUACUUCUUUGAGUUCCCUUGAAGAAGUAGCACCUGGUUUAGCGAAACGUGCUCGUCGCAAGCCGACGUUAGAUCGUCAAUGCAGUGAUUGCAGUAAUUGGACCGUCUGUGGUGAGGACGAAGGUUCUGAACGUGUUAGAUUCGAUGACCAUGUUAGUUUUAUCGAAGCAGAUCAAGAAGGGGUUGUUAACACGUGCGGAGUGAAUAGCCGAACUUCUGGAAGACGUAAACGCAAUACAGAGACAGAACAAGAUACAAAUGCUCAAAAGAGUACAAAAAAAUUCUAAUGGUGAAUGAAAGGUUGAUUCGGCAUAAUGUAUCAUGGAAAUGAGUCAAUGUUGCCACAUUGAGAAAUGUCUUCUUCCACAGUUCUACAGCAUCUACGGAUCUCGCAAAGCGAUUUUCGGUGAUAGAAGAACCGUUUCCUGUAGUAGUACAGAAUAACGGUGCUCGUUUUUUUACACCUUUCAAUAAAGGAUGUAGCAUUAAUAAUGCGGAAGAAGAUUUACGCUCUUAAAGGAACAAAGACUAAGCAUUUAUGUAAUAAUGUACAUGCGUCCUUUAAAUAUGAGACACGUAGAUGCGAAUUCACAUAUGUGUGUAUAUAUGUAUUUAAAUGUACACUCCAUGCGUACUGAAUUUACAUUAAUUUACAUUAAUGCUGAAUUUACUAUAUUUAUGCACACCGUGUCUAAUGCAUUAUGAAUGCAAUAUAGGGAACAAAUUAAUACUAACUUUGCAAAGCAAAGUACAUCGAAAUAAAUAGUAUUUGCAUUCAUAUUUCAAAAAUGCGUGCGUAUAAAUAUACAUAUAAUGUACGUAUGUGUGUAUAAGUGUAUAUACUCACAGGCCUCAAAUUUGUUAUAAAAAAGUUGCAAAUUAAUUUAACAUGGAUAAUUUUCAUUUUGUGCCAAUAUUUUGUUGAGCAAAGCUGAAUAUUGUUAUGCGUCAAAAAUUAUGU
Messenger RNA from Eufriesea mexicana, 2645 nucleotides. Its product is annotated as E3 ubiquitin-protein ligase RNF19A. Gene Ontology annotation, molecular function: ubiquitin-protein transferase activity; zinc ion binding. The annotation marks the transcript as partial. Gene Ontology annotation, biological process: protein ubiquitination. Lineage: Eukaryota; Metazoa; Arthropoda; Insecta; Hymenoptera; Apidae. The transcript is spliced from 11 exons. The record is from RefSeq and is a predicted model, not a curated record.